This is a messenger RNA of Adineta steineri, 1554 nucleotides long. The record is from the annotation of a GenBank genome assembly. NCBI's taxonomy places the organism in Eukaryota, Metazoa, Rotifera, Eurotatoria, Adinetida, Adinetidae.
AUGGCUGUUGCCAACGUUGGUUGUACAAUACGUAUUAGUUAUAUCUACAAUGCAACAUACGUUUCCACUAAUAUUACUGCUGUCAUAGCGUACAAUAAUUCAUGCUCUGAAUGUAUUUGCUAUGGAUUUUUAUCAACUGUACCUUCAUUGUAUGCAGGAAUGAACUGCUAUACAAAUAAUAAAACGUGUGCAUUAUUUGCUAGUUAUUUAUCAUUAUCGGCAAUCAAGAUUGAUCUUAAUUCAAUAUUUAUAUUUAUACAACAACCUUUAUCACAAAAUACAACAACGGCUGCAUCAACAAUAUCACCAUCAGCAACGUCAUCACCAACACUAACAACGGGCACAUCAACAACGUCACCAACAACAACAUCGACAACUGCAUCAACAAUGCCAUCACCAACAACGGUUAUAUCAACAACGGCUAUAUCAACAACGUCACUACUAACAACAUCAACGACUGUAUCAACAACCACUGCUCCAUGCAUCAAUAGAUUUCCGACACAAGUGACGUAUUCGACUGGUAAUGGCUCUGGACCGUAUCCUGUUACAGUAGGCGAUGUCAGUGGAGACGGCAAGCCGGAUAUUAUUGUCACAAAUUACAAAAUAGGCACAGUCGGUGUCCUUCUUAACGCAGGCAAUGGCACGUUUUUGGCACAAGUGGCCUAUCCGACUGGUACUACUUAUGACACAUGGUCAGUGUCACUAGCUGAUAUGAAUGGGGACAGCAAACUGGACAUUGUUGUUGGAAACGCCGCUUCAAACAAUAUCGGUAUUCUUCUUAACACAGGUAAUGGUACGUUUGGUGCUCAAGUUACCUAUUCAACCGGCAGUGGCUCUCAUCCGUAUUCAGUGGUAGCAGUUGAUGUCAAUGGAGAUAGUAAACCGGAUAUUAUUGCCGCAAACUACUAUUUAGGCAAUAUCGGUGUUUUUCUCAAUACAGGUAAUGGCACGUUUGGUGCUCCAGUAACCUAUUCAGUUGGUAGUAGUCCAUUUUCUAUUACAACAGCCGAUGUCAAUGGAGAUGGCAAACCCGAUAUUAUUGUCGCAAAUACCGGUUCAGACAACGUCGGUGUCCUCUUCAACAUAGGUAAUGCUACAUUUGGUGCUCAAGUCACCUAUUCAACCGGCAAUGGUUCUGAACCAUAUUCAGUGGUAGCAAUUGAUGUCAAUGGAGACAACAAGCCUGAUAUUAUUACCGCAAACUACAAUGCAUUCAACGUCGGUGUCUUCCUCAAUACAGGCAAUGGUACGUUUGUUGCUCAAGUCACCUAUUCAACUGGUGCUAGCUCUUACCCAUAUUACGUGUCAGCUGGGGAUGUUAAUGGUGACAGCUAUGCUGAUAUUGUUGUUGCAAAUUAUUGGGCAGAUAACGUCGGUAUUCUCCUCAACAUGGGUAAUGGUACGUUUACUGUUCAAGUGGCUUAUUCAACCGGCUCUUGGUCGGAACCUUACUCUGUGAGAGUUGCCGAUGUCAAUGCGGACGGCACACUCGAUAUCAUUGCCGGCAACUAUUAUGCAGACAAUAUCGGUGUUUUCUUAUCAAAUUGUGGCUGA